Bolinopsis microptera is the source of this 943-nucleotide messenger RNA. Its product is annotated as serine/threonine-protein phosphatase PGAM5, mitochondrial-like. Gene Ontology annotation, biological process: positive regulation of mitochondrial fission; peptidyl-threonine dephosphorylation. NCBI's taxonomy places the organism in Eukaryota, Metazoa, Ctenophora, Tentaculata, Lobata, Bolinopsidae. The transcript has a single exon. Gene Ontology annotation, cellular component: mitochondrion. Gene Ontology annotation, molecular function: protein serine/threonine phosphatase activity. The coding region runs from base 9 to 791 and encodes 260 amino acids. The record is from RefSeq and is a predicted model, not a curated record.
AAGGCACCAUGAAGAAAGCAGCAAUAGUUUGUCUUGCUUCAGUAGCUGGAACAGUGUCUGCUCUUAGCGUUCAUGCAAAGUGCAAAUCAAAAGCAUGGGAUUACAAUUGGGACUUCCGCCAGCCAUCAUCUCUUGUUAAACCUAACUCACCAGAUGAGGAUCUUGAGAAAAGAAAAUCAGCCACCAGACGGACCCUAUAUCUCAUUAGACAUGGUCAGUAUGAACUAGAUAAACAGCAUGAUAAAGAGAAAAUUCUCACUGAUCUGGGUCGUCAACAAGCUGAGUGCACUGGUAAGCAUCUUGCUAAGUUGGGUGUAAAAUAUUCUGAUUUAGUUAUCAGCACUAUGACCAGAGCAAAUGAAACUGGUGAAAUCAUUCUGAAACAGCUCAAUGAAACUGGUAUGGAGGUUCUAAAUGAAAACUUUGAAAUUGAAAAAACAGACCUGCUACGUGAGGGGCAUCCAAUUGAUUCUGUGCCCUCCAGUAGUAGAUUCAAACCAGAUUCAUGGGAGUUUACAGAUGGAGCACGUAUUGAAGCUGCUUUUCGGAAAUAUUUCCACAGAGCACAUUAUUCACAGAAAGAAGAUUCAUAUGAAAUAGUGGUGUGCCAUGCAAAUGUGAUCAGAUACUUGGUUUGCCGGGCAUCACAGAACCCUCCUGAGGGCUGGCUAAGGAUGAGUUUAGCCAAUGGAAGUAUAACUGAAGUUGUUCUUGAGCCAAAUGGAAAAGUUUCCAUAUCAGGAAUUGGUGACAAGGGACACAUGCCUAUUAAUAAGAUUACUUUUACCUAAAGUUUGUACAAUUUUAUUGAUCAGAAGAAUUUCUUAAACCUGCUCCCCUAGAAAUAAAUAAUCAAGUAAGAUAAAUGCUUUCAAAAACAAUUGUUUCAGAAGUGGCCAAUUUGAUUUUUCUGUUCCACAUAAUAUCUAAAGCUUUGCAUAAA